UGAGAAUCUGAGUUUGUCCCCUUUUACAGCUUUAGAUACUUACCAAAGUGCUGCGUUCUAGAGUCCCCUACGCGUUAACACACCGCCGCUAGCCUCCUGUAUCACCUGAAAACCCUUUUAUAAUAAACGAUGUAUAUUUGGGCCGGACAUCUUAGUGGCGACACUAGAGAAGCCGAAAAAUUCACCAUCAAUGGCAGCUCGCCAUCAGCACAGAAUCAGACAGAAGGAAAGUACCUGGUACGUAGUGUGGCCAUUCCAGACCAGAUGACAUAUAACACCCACCCCUUCCUUCCUCGAGCAUAAGUAAACAGACACACACACACACACACACAAAAUUUCCACCGACAGGCAUACAUCUACAAUGGCUGCAGCCACCUUCUCAACCGUCUCCCUGACGGUGCACGACCACCCCCUCCAACUCUCCACAAUCCACCGCCCCGGCCCGAAACCCGCCAUCCUCUUCCUCCACGGCUUCGGCUCCUGCAAAGAAGAUCUACAUGAUCUGGUCUACCUCCCUUCCCUGCGCGACCACACCUUCAUCGCCUACGAUGCCCCGGGCUGCGGCGCCUCGCAGCACGAGGGCCCCAGCGCCGACCUGACCAUCCCGUUCCUCGUGGCCACCGCCCAGGCCGUGCUCGUCCACUUCCACGUCUCCUCGUUCUACCUGAUCGGCCACUCCACCGGCGCUCUGACCGCAUUGAUGCUCGCCAGCGCUCUCCAACAACAAUCCCAACCUCAGAAAUUCCACACACGCUCACACUCACAAUCCCAAUCCCAAUCACAGCAAACCCUCAACCUCCUUGCCUUCAUCAACAUCGAAGGCAUCCUCUCCCCGGAAAAUUGCCCCUUCUCCCGCACCCUCUUCACAUCCCUGACCUCCCCCGCCCACACGCAAGACCAAGAAGACCCUCUCCAGACCCUCACCACCGCCCUCACAUCCACCCUCCCCCCAACCUACACCACCGGCUACGGCACCACCCAAUUCACCACCCUCCUCCCGCACCGCAUCCAGUCCCCCGCCAUCAUCCCCCUCGUGGCCUCCACCGUCGAGCUCUCGUGGAAGAAUCUUCUGGGCAGGUUCAUCCGCCUCUCCUGCCCCGUGAUGUUCAUGUUCGGCGACCAGAACCGCAACCUGUCGUUUCUGGGCCAGCUCGAGGAGAAUAGCGUCGAGCUGGUGCGCAUCCCCAUGUGUGGCCAUUUCCCAAUGAUUUCGAACCCGGCGAAGAUGUUGAGGCGCGUGGAGGGGUUUUUGAGGGAUUG
This is a messenger RNA of Aspergillus heteromorphus CBS 117.55, 1260 nucleotides long. RefSeq names its product alpha/beta fold hydrolase. The annotation marks the transcript as partial. The transcript has a single exon. Lineage: Eukaryota; Fungi; Ascomycota; Eurotiomycetes; Eurotiales; Aspergillaceae. The record is from RefSeq and is a predicted model, not a curated record.